GGUGGCAGCCACUUCUGGGGAUGAGCCAUUCCACUUCUUGUAGAACCAGCGCCCAUUACCUCUUCAUCUCCUUGUUCUGUUUUUCCUCAGCAGUGACUCAUCAUCGGCUGCUGACCUCACAAGGAAGACUCGGGGAUCUGGAACCACUCAGGGGAGUUUUUUCCUGAGACAUGAAACUUGUGGGCCGAAUGUUCCGCACCCUCUUAACUGGUCCACGAAGGUGGGGAUGCACUCAGAGCUGGGCAUUCAGCUCACGGUUACCCCAUUUACCCGUGGCUGGACUGUUAACCGCCACAGAGCUGGUUAGCCACUGGACAGCAGUUUUUGAGAAGAGGGGUAUCCCCGAGGCCCGGGAAUCCAGUGAGUACAUCGUGGCUCAUGUCCUUGGAGCCAAAACAUUUCAGAGCCUGAAGCCAGAACUUCGCACCCAGCCCCUGAGUCCUGGACAGCUACAAAGCAUUCAGGAACUGAGUAGCUGCCGGUUGCAAAGGAUGCCUGUGCAGUACAUCCUCGGUGAGUGGGACUUCCAGGGACUUACUCUGAAGAUGGUACCCCCAGUGUUCAUCCCUCGCCCAGAAACAGAGGAGCUAGUUGAAUGGGUGCUGGAGGAAGUGAGCCAGAGGGCCUGUGCUGACCCCCUUGUCCUGGAGGUGGGCUGUGGAUCAGGAGCUAUUUCCCUCAGCCUGCUGAGCCAACUUCCCCAGAGCCGGGUCAUUGCUGUGGAGAAGGAAGAAGCUGCCAUCCACCUUACCAGAGAGAAUGCUCAGAGGCUGCAGUUACAGGACAGGCUUCAGAUCAUUCCCCUUGAUGUGACCACAGAGGAAUGUUGGAUGCAGCUUUUGCCUUGGGGCCCUCUGGAUCUGGUCGUCAGCAACCCUCCCUACGUCUUCCGUGAGGACAUGGAGCAUCUGGCUCCUGAAAUCCGAAGCUAUGAAGACCCGGUAGCCCUGGAUGGUGGGGAGGAGGGCAUGGAUGUCAUUGCCCAUAUCUUGACCCUAGCAUCUCGGCUCUUGAAGGACUCCGGAAGCAUCUUCUUAGAGGUGGAUCCAAGACACCCAGAACUUGUUCACAGCUGGCUGCAGAGCACGCCUGACCUAUCCCUUGAUCUCAUUGCUGUGCGCAAGGACUUCUGUGGGAGGCCCCGGUUUCUGCAUAUCCAGCGUAGCUGCCCUGUGGACACUUGGCCAGGGCCCCAGACUGUCGCAGUGCAUGGCUGACACUUCUUCCUGGAAUACUACUUGGAGGGAGGUGGAUGGCAUGGUCCUGAACCCAAGAUGCUUGCAGCAUUUUCCGUCGCGCUGUGAUUCACUGUGCCCUAUGUUUCUAGGAGACUGUGGAUACAAGCAAGGACAGAGUCGUCCUUCCUGGGAUGGCAAAGAGCCAGGAUCUGGCUCAGGAGCUCCACAGACCCAGGAUCCCAGGAUGACCCCAUCAUAUCAGAAUGUUCCGUGCCAGUGGCUCUGGCCUCAGAGUGUAGAAUUGUUCUGGUGACAUCAGGAGUUACAACAAUAAAGUGUUAGGAGACUGUCA
Molecule: messenger RNA, 1530 nt
Organism: Suncus etruscus (white-toothed pygmy shrew)
Lineage: Eukaryota; Metazoa; Chordata; Mammalia; Eulipotyphla; Soricidae
Gene: HEMK1
Product: HemK methyltransferase family member 1
Exons: 10
Coding region: 171-1217 (348 amino acids)
Biological process (GO): protein methylation
Cellular component (GO): mitochondrion
Molecular function (GO): DNA binding; N-methyltransferase activity; protein methyltransferase activity
Source: RefSeq, a predicted model, not a curated record